This is a messenger RNA of Cynara cardunculus var. scolymus (artichoke), 1033 nucleotides long. RefSeq names its product calsequestrin-1-like. The record is from RefSeq and is a predicted model, not a curated record. The transcript has 9 exons. Gene Ontology annotation, biological process: transcription by RNA polymerase III. Gene Ontology annotation, cellular component: RNA polymerase III complex. NCBI's taxonomy places the organism in Eukaryota, Viridiplantae, Streptophyta, Magnoliopsida, Asterales, Asteraceae. Bases 275 to 859 code for a protein of 194 amino acids.
GCACAAAACAGCCGUGAACUCCGUCUCCUUCAUCGAUCCCCCAUCUCCUCUCGAUCGGUGCCCCUCCUCGUAGCUCCAGCGAAAAUCUCCCUCCCUUCUGGGAUUUACUUUGCACCGUCAAUUUACGAACUUGAAAAUGAUUUUGCGUUACAAAUGUUAGAUAGGGUUGCUGGCACGCUCCUAUUCAUAAUCACAGCAGUGUACGUGUUAGAAACUGGAAUGGCAUUGUCCAAUGUUAAAUAGGGUUUCUGUCUGUGCUAGGGUUUUUGUUUAGAUGGCGUUUAGAGGAAGGGGACGUGGGCGAGGUGGUUUUGGUUUUGGUGUUGGUCGGUUUGCUAAAGAAGAGAAGUACGAACUGUUUCCUGAAAUCAAAGAACUCCCUGAUGUCAACCUUAAACAAAAAGAAGAAGAAUUCAGGACUCUAGUAUCAUGUGGUAACGAUUUGCAAAAGUUUUGGAUAUCAUCACCUUAUCACUUGGAGGAAGUCAGUCAGGAUGCUGAAAGAAGUGGAGGUAUUAUAAGAAGGCCCCCACUUUCAGACUAUAUGAAGAUGACUGAUGACUAUGUUCCUGCAGAACUAGUUGCGAGAAAUGUGAGGCAGAGCAAGAAGGUCCGAUGGGAUCCACAGUCAGACCUACAAAGAUUGGAUCUGUUUGAGAAGCUGGACCGGGGGCCUCAGGGUCCAGAUGAUGGUGAUAAGGAGAAAAAAGAAGAUGAAGAUGAGGAUGAAGACAAUGAAAAUGUUGAAGAUGAAGAAGAGGACAGCGGUGACGACUAUGAACAGAACAUUGAUUUUGAUGAUGAUGAAGAUGAUUUCAACAUGCCGGAUGAUGUCGGUGGUGAUGAGGGUUUUUACUAGCUCAUCAGACUCUUAUUCAAUACGUGCCCACUUAUAUGUUGAUCUGCUGCGGUUUAGUUAAUGUAGUAAAUUUUUUUUGCAAAGGUAAAGCUAUUUACUAUGUACUAUUUACAUCAAAUUUUGCACUAUUUUGAUGCAAGAAAUGGUAGAGAUGGUCUAAGGUUGAUGUGACAA